This is a messenger RNA of Myotis daubentonii (Daubenton's bat), 3751 nucleotides long. RefSeq names its product pannexin 2 (gene PANX2). Gene Ontology annotation, biological process: monoatomic cation transport; positive regulation of interleukin-1 production; cell-cell signaling. Gene Ontology annotation, molecular function: wide pore channel activity. Gene Ontology annotation, cellular component: plasma membrane. Lineage: Eukaryota; Metazoa; Chordata; Mammalia; Chiroptera; Vespertilionidae. The record is from RefSeq and is a predicted model, not a curated record.
CCACACGCUGGUGCGCGCACCUAUGGGGCGGGACGGGCCGCAGGAGAAUGAAGAGCGGGCUCUGCGGGACCUUUCGAGGGCGACGCGGGGUGGACGCGGGUGUCGGGUGGGGGGAUGGAGGCCGGAAGGGGCAGGGAGCCGGGCCCAGAAGCGCAGGCCCCCAGCGCCCAGCCUGGGGCUGGCCCGGGCCGCAGGCGGGUGACGGGCAGGAGGUCGCGGCGGGGAGCAGGCGGCCGCGGGCAGGUGAUGUGGGGACCGUGGUUCGCGCUGGGCGCCGGUGGGGGCCGCGAGGGAAGACGCCCCGAGCUGGGAAAGGGGUACCCGGUCCCCCGUCCGUGUCCGCAGAGCUCCCAAGGGCGCGGGGGCUCGGCACCCACCGCGGCGGCCCGGCUCUGGGAGUGAAGAGGCGGCACCGCGCCCCGAGGGUCGCCCCCCACGGCCUCGCCCGCCGUCCUCGUCUGGAGGGAGAGGAGGCACCAGCCCGGGUUCAUUCGUUUUAUUGAAUUUAAGUAUUUUCUGCAAAGUCAUUGCCGGCGCCGCAUUCUGCGUGGCGGGGGCGGGGGGGGCGGAGCCAGGCCGCCGGUUGCCGCGGUAAACAGCCCCCUCCCCGCCGCGGGAGCGGGGCCGCGGCCCCAGCCCGGGACACCGCCGCCCCCGCGAGGACGCGCCAGGCCUGCCGGGCUGCAGCCCAGCGGGGGCGGCGGGGCCCGGCGCCCGACCCCUGCCCGCGGGGGCGGCGGAGCGCCCCCCUCCCCGCGCCCCCGCCCCGGCCCCUCGCGCCCCCGUGAGCUCCCCCCGCCCGCCCCCCGCGCUCCGUGAGCCCCCGGCGCCCCGCGCCCCCCGCCCGCGCGCGCCCCCCAUGCACCACCUGCUGGAGCAGCCGGCGGACAUGGCGACGGCGCUGCUGGCGGGCGAGAAGCUGCGCGAGCUCAUCCUGCCGGGCGCGCAGGACGACAAGGCGGGCGCGCUGGCCGCGCUGCUGCUGCAGCUGAAGCUGGAGCUGCCGUUCGACCGCGUGGUCACCAUCGGCACCGUGCUCGUCCCCAUCCUGCUGGUCACCCUGGUCUUCACCAAGAACUUCGCAGAGGAACCCAUUUACUGCUACACCCCACACAACUUCACCCGCGACCAGGCGCUGUACGCCCGCGGCUACUGCUGGACGGAGCUGCGGGACGCGCUGCCCGGCGUGGACGCCAGCCUGUGGCCGUCGCUGUUCGAGCACAAGCUGCUGCCCUACUCGCUGCUGGCCUUCGCGGCCAUCAUGUACGUGCCCGCGCUGGGCUGGGAGUUCCUGGCCUCCACCCGCCUCACCUCCGAGCUCAACUUCUUGCUGCAGGAGAUCGACAACUGCUACCACCGCGCGGCGGAGGGCCGCGCGCCCAAGAUCGAGAAGCAGAUCCAGUCCAAGGGGCCGGGCAUCACGGAGCGCGAGAAGCGCGAGAUCAUCGAGAACGCGGAGAAGGACAAGAGCCCCGAGCAGAACCUGUUCGAGAAGUACCUGGAGCGGCGCGGGCGCAGCAACUUCCUGGCCAAGCUCUACCUGGCGCGCCACCUGCUCAUCCUGCUGCUCAGCGUGGCGCCCAUCUCCUACCUGUGCACCUACUACGCCACCCAGAAGCAGAACGAGUUCACCUGCGCGCUGGGCGCGGCCCCGGACGGGGGCCCGGCGGGCGCGGGCGCGGCGGUGCGCGUGAGCUGCAAGCUGCCGUCCGUGCAGCUGCAGCGCAUCGUGGCGGGCGUGGACAUCGUGCUGCUCUGCGCCAUGAACCUCAUCAUCCUCGUCAACCUCAUCCACCUCUUCAUCUUCCGCAAGAGCAACUUCAUCUUCGACAAGCUGCACAAGGUGGGCAUCAAGACGCGCCGCCAGUGGCACGGCUCGCAGUUCUGCGACAUCAACAUCCUCGCCAUGUUCUGCAACGAGAACCGCGACCACAUCAAGUCGCUCAACCGCCUGGACUUCAUCACCAACGAGAGCGACCUCAUGUACGACAACGUGGUGCGGCAGCUGCUGGCCGCGCUGGCGCAGUCCAACCACGACGCCUCGCCCGCCGUGCGCGACGCGGGCGCGCAGACCGUGGACCCGAGCGCCGACCCCGCGCAGCCCGACGGCGCCGCCGAGCCGCCCGUGGUCAAGCGGCCGCGCAAGAAGAUGAAGUGGAUCCCGAGCAGCAACCCGCUGCCGCAGCCCUUCAAGGAGCCGCUGGCCAUCAUGCGCGUGGAGAACAGCAAGGCCGACAAGCCCAAGCCCGUGCGCCGCAAGACGGCCACCGACACGCUCAUCGCGCCGCUGCUGGACGCGGGGGCGCGCGCCGCGCACCACUACAAGGGCGGCGGCGACGCCGGCCCCGCCCCCGGCCCCCCGCCCGGCCCCGACAAGAAGCCGGCCCGCCACUUCUCCCUGGACGUGCACCCCUACAUCCUGGGCGCCAAGAAGGCCAAGCCCGAGGCCUCGCCCGCCGCCCUGCCCUCCUCCCGCAGCCAGGAAGGGGGCUUCCUGUCCCAGGCAGAGGAGUGCGGGCUGGGCCUGGCCGCGGCCCCCGCCAAAGACGCUCCGCUCGCUGAGGAGGACAUCCUGUACCCAGCAGAGGCGGCCCGGGCUGUGCUCCCCUCCGGCGGCACCUUCCAUGUCUGCUCGCCCCCCGCCGCCCCCGCCACGGCCCCUCUGUCACCCGCCGGCCUGGGCAAGCCCGACCCCCUCGCCAUCCUGAGCCGCAAUGCCACCCACCCGCUGCUGCACAUCAGCACGCUGUAUGAGGCCCGGGAGGAGGAGGACGGGGGGCCCCGGGCACCCCCAGACAUGGGGAGCCUCAUCGCCAUCCCCCCACCCCAGCAGAUCCUCAUCGCCACCUUCGAUGAGCCAAGGACCGUAGUGAGUACCGUGGAGUUCUGAGGGCGCAUGGCUGCCAGGGCCCCCCCGGGGGACCCCUCCGCAUGACCAGGGUACACCGCCGCCCCCAGCACUGCCCACCCCAGCCUCCCACCCGCAUGCCUCGGGCUCAGCACCUGUCCCUCCCCCUCUGUGGCAUUGUUGGGGUGCUGGCUGGGCCAGGGGCUGGCCAUGAGCCCCCUCCCUGCACCAGGCGCUCGCUGUGAGAAGAGUUUAUUUUCUUAGUCUUGGGCCCAGGAUGCUGGCCAUGAGGGGUGCUCUGUGGGGGACAUGUGGGUCCGAGGUGUAGAAGGAAGCUGGGGGCAGGGGCACCACGGGCCUGGGACGCACAGCCGCUGAACCACUCUGUGCUCCUGGCUUGCCCGGGCAGGGCCGGAAGCCCUCAGGUCAAAGGUCAACAUGCACUUUCUCCUUGUACCCCGACUACCUGUACUUCACUAUGGUUACUGUAACCCACAAGUAUCUCUCUUGUCAGGAGACUUAGGGUGCAUUUAAAACAAAGGAUGUGUGUGUGGGCGUGUGGGUGUGUGUGGCCAGAGGGGGAGGGCGCCUGUGUGCAAGUAGACACGUGGGUGAGCGUGCAAAGCAUGCGUGAGUGGGCACCAGCGUGUAAGCAAGUGUGUGUGAGCGGGCCCAGGUGAGCGUGCACGUGUGAGACCAGGCAUGGGCGCCGGGGCGUGAGCAAGGAGAGGAGUCCAACGCAAUAACCACGUCCCCACCCGGGCCCCAGCCCCGCCCCGGGCCCACGCUGCUUCCCGCGGGAGCCAGGCGCGUGGCGGGUCUGCCCCUAUUACCUCAGCCACGGCAACAACGUGACGCAUUCACAAGGUAGCACUGAGCAUAUCAAUAAAUACUAUUCUGAUA